UGAAAUCUUGCACUUCGCAACGCGAGUGGACAAGUAGCGAGAAAACACCGAAACACGCGUCCGUACGUAAGAAACCACCACUUUAGGACUAUAGGAUACAACAGAAACGUUUCACAUGGGGAGCUGAAAGAAGAAAAUGACGUUGAUGCGUUACAGUAUGUUACUAUUUUCAGUUUUGGAGUUACUGUUGUUUGGAUGCACAGCUGGUUUGUCUCGUGCCGCGCAGCACCAGAGCGAUGAGAGCGAGUCACAAGGCGCGAGACUCCCGCGAUCUGUGCCGGGCGAGCCUCUGGAAACGACCACCAUCCCAAACCACUUACAGGAGGACGACAGGGACUUCAGGGUUUCCCCUUUCACCCCCAAAAUGACCAUCACAACCAGAGACUCCAGGACCACUGGUAAAUCUAACCAGCUUGAGCCCCUCUGGGUGACCACGACGGCUGCGCCUCUGACCAAAACAACGAAUCCAACCUUCAAACGCACUGAAGUUAAGCCAACAUUCUUCUCAAAACUAAACAUUACAGUAAAUUCUACUUCCAUAAGUUACACAACAAACACGCUACCUGAACAAGAAGGUUCAAGCAGUUCAUGGACUGCGAAAAGCACCACUAAUCCUCUCCUGACCACUGAGAAAGGACAUCAGUGUAACUGUAGUGCUGAGGGUUCAGUGAACCCAGAUACCUGUGACCUGGUCACAGGUCAGUGUGAGUGUUUGCCUGAAUACACGGGUCACCAGUGUGACAGAUGUAAGGAUGAGUAUUUUCCCAACGGGACCAGCGGCUGCCAGGCCUGUGGCUGUGACUUUGGAGCCGUGAACAAACUCUGCAAUAGUUCAGGCGUGUGCACGUGCAAGGCAGGGGUGCAUGGGGACAAGUGCGACAACUGCGGUCCAGGGUUCACGCAGUUCAACAGCACGGGGUGCCAACCAUGCCAAUGUAGUAAUCACAGCAACUCCUGCAACCCACUUACAGGCCUCUGCGUCAACUGCCAGGGCAACACCGAAGGAUCCGGCUGUGAGUACUGCAGGUAUAAUUUCUACCGAAAGCCCGGGAGUCCUGUGACGGACGCCUGUAUCCCCUGCCCCUGUUCCAGCGUGACUUCGACGGGCAGCUGUACGCUAAACGAAAGCGGUCAGCCCAUCUGUAACCAGUGCAAGCCAGAGUACCAGGGUAGUAACUGUGACCAGUGUAGCGAUGGCUUCUACAACGCCGACAGCAUCUGCAUUCCCUGUAACUGCACUGGGAACGAAGACCCGCACACAUCCCCUCAGAUCUGUCAACAAGACACGGGCCAGUGCCUGAGGUGCAUCAACAACACUACGGGCCUGCACUGUGAGCGUUGCGCCGACGGCUUCACGGGGGACGCCCUCGCCAAGAACUGCACUCCUACAGUCGUCCAAACGUCACCAUCCACCACUACCCUGGGGUUUCACUACACCACCAUGACCUCCAGCCCCAAUGCUACAACCCAGUUCAGCAUGUCCACCCUGCUGACAAGAUUAGGCACCUCGGCUCCUAACACCACCAAGGCUGCAGUGACUCAACUCCCAUGGAACCAGUUUAACAUCAUCAUCCUGGCGGUCAUCAUUAUAGUGGUGGUGGCUCUCAUGGCGGCGGUGGGAGGCGUGUACACAUACAGGGAGUACCAGAACCGCAAGCUGAACGCCCCCUUCUGGACCAUUGAGCUUAAGGAGGACAAUAUCAGCUUCGGCAGCUAUCACGAUAGCAUUCCAAACGCAGACAUAUCGGGGCUUUUAGAGGAGGAAGUGAACGAAAUAAGCAAUGGACAACUUGCUUUAAGUGUUCCGAGUAGUUUGUAUAAGAUCUGAUCUGUGUUGAGUUUUAAACAAUACUGUGGCAGGAACAUGGCUACUGUGCCAGCACUGGCCCAGGGGUCCUAAGAUUGUGGAUACGUGGACCCUCAUUUUUUAUUUUUUAUUUUAUGAUGCACAACGAACAGGACCUGGUGUCCUCAGCAAACAUGGCGCAAACACAAAACCAGAAAGAGAGACAAACAUCAGCUGUCGGAUGUGCCACUGUCCGGUUGGAGACCUUGGGAGACUCAAAACUCAUUUUGUCUUUCUUCAAAACCAGAGACAAAUUUACUAAUGUAUGAGAGAAAACUAGAGACUAAGGCAUGUCAGUAGUGAUAGCAAUACACAAUGAGACUUGCAUGUUUCAUUACUCAUGCUUUUCCACAGAUAAUUUAUUGAAAUGCACCUGCUUUUUCGACAUUGUUUGCACAUUUUCAUGCAAAGAUUUGCCGAUAUGCAGUUGCAUACGAUACAACUGUCCAUUAACCCGUUCCCAUUGUUAAUGCUGAGAAUUAAAAUGAGAAUGGAUGUUCAUUUUCAACAAGCUCAGGAUAGAUUUUGUUUUGGUUGUGCAAGAAUUUUUUGACGCUAGAAAAUAAGGACAAUGUGAUUACAUAUAAAUUACUAUAGAGGGCAGCAUUGCACAUGGCCUGAAAUGCAUUUGCUUGGUAUGAAAUGGAAAUGUGUCAUUCUGAGUGACAGAAUGACACAUUUGUCAUUCUGAGUGAUUCUGAGCAAAUGAUACGAUGAGGUGAUUCAUUUUUAAGCUAAAGAGGAUCUGUGUGUCAGUUUUAAAAAGACAGAGAUGAAUGAUUUUUUUGUCAGUUUUACAAAAGCAAAGUGGAUUUAGAGGACUGAGGACUUUUAGUUGUUUUAUUUAUUUUCAGAAAAUUCUUCUCAAUCCUCCUUUUAUUUAUGACUGUCACGGUGUGCCGGGCCAUAUUGUGUUGGCUUUAGCAAUUUCUCGGAUUUGUGAAGUCAUCUGACUGGGAGCAUUUAACAAUUUGGUUAAUUUAUUUGAUGGACCCUCUCGCUCAAACUUUAAAAAAGGGUAUCACAUGGCACAAAUAUGAGCAGCCGUCAUUUAUUCAAUCUGCCUUAGCACGGGCUGAAACAGGUUGAGAGAGAGGUCAAUAAAUGAAUCAGUGCAGACAUAUACCAGUGUGUGGGUGUGCCUGCAGGUGUCAAGGUUAAUAUAUGACAGAGCGCAUUGGGUGGAAAAGUACAAAGGAGAAGUACAGUAGAACUGAGUUUGAAAAAAAAAAUGAGGUGUGGAGAAACAUGACAAAUGUAUAAUCAGUUUCAACAAUAUGUCUGAUGAAGAAGAAGACAAGAAAAUCUGCCCUUUGCUCAUUUUAGCUCCCUCUCUUAUUCCACAGUCCUGAAGCUACGCUCAUCAGAAGUGUGUUUACUGUAAAUAAAAUGAUAUGGAUAAUAGAUGUACAGAAUAGUUGUUACAAGGAGGCUGCUAUCAUAUUGGUACGUGGGACACAACAUAUGCAUACAUGCACACACACAGAAACAGAUGUAUUAAAAUGAUAGUUCACACCUGAAAAUGCAAAUUCUGUCAUCAUUUAGUCAUCCUCUUGUCAUUUCAAACCAUUUCAAGAACAGCAAAGAAGAAAUUUUGAAGAAAUUGGGUAAACGAACAGUACCGGUACCAAUUCACUUCUAUUGUAUGGACAUAAAACAGAUACAGAAGUGAAUGGGGCCCAGUUACCAACAUUCUUCAGAAUAUUUUUUGUGUGUGUUCUGCAGAAGGAAGAAAGUCAUAACGGUUGAAAAUGACAAGAGGGUGAGUAAAUGAUGACAGAUUUUUCUUUUCUGGGUGUCCUUUGGGAGACCAUUGUAUGCAUUGUGCUUUAUGCAUGAUGCACCACACUCACAACUCAACUAACUCGAUGAAAGAUUUCAAUAAAAGGAGGUUUUACU
Triplophysa dalaica is the source of this 3745-nucleotide messenger RNA. RefSeq names its product multiple epidermal growth factor-like domains protein 9. Gene Ontology annotation, biological process: axon guidance. The coding region runs from base 137 to 1828 and encodes 563 amino acids. Gene Ontology annotation, molecular function: extracellular matrix structural constituent. The record is from RefSeq and is a predicted model, not a curated record. NCBI's taxonomy places the organism in Eukaryota, Metazoa, Chordata, Actinopteri, Cypriniformes, Nemacheilidae. The transcript has 6 exons. Gene Ontology annotation, cellular component: basement membrane.